This is a messenger RNA of Trichechus manatus latirostris (Florida manatee), 2866 nucleotides long. RefSeq names its product cadherin related family member 3 (gene CDHR3). Gene Ontology annotation, cellular component: catenin complex; membrane; adherens junction. The transcript has 19 exons. The coding region runs from base 80 to 2737 and encodes 885 amino acids. Gene Ontology annotation, biological process: calcium-dependent cell-cell adhesion; multicellular organism development; cell-cell junction assembly. NCBI's taxonomy places the organism in Eukaryota, Metazoa, Chordata, Mammalia, Sirenia, Trichechidae. Gene Ontology annotation, molecular function: cadherin binding; calcium ion binding. The record is from RefSeq and is a predicted model, not a curated record.
GGAAUAAACUUUGGGUGUAAGGCAGGAUUUAGCUCCUGGAUGAUAUGCUGGAAACUCACACAGAAGUGAACUCUUAAAUAUGCAGGAAGCAGUCACUCUCCUGCUUCUCUUGGCUGCUGUGUCAGAGAGAGAGGCGCUGCACUUAAUCCACUUACCAGCUACAAGCAACGUGGCAGAGAAUUCUCCACCAGAGACUGCAGUACACAGGUUUGCCGUGAAUUUAUCAGCAUCACUGUCACCUGUGAUUCCAGGCUUUCCCCUGAUAAUCAACUCGAGUCCUCUCACUGAGGCCUUCAAGGUGAAUGGGCUGUCAGACACCGACUUUGAGGUUGUCACCACUGGGAAGGAACAACUAGAUUUUGAAACAGGACCAAACAUAUUUGAUUUGCAGAUUUAUGUGAAGGAUGAGGUUGGUGUUACAGACCUGCAGGUCCUCACUGUCCAGGUAACAGAUGUGAAUGAGCCGCCUUACUUUCUAGGCAACUUGGCGAAAGGUUUAGAGCUCUACAUAGCAGAAGGAGCAAACCCAGGAUUCAUUUACCAGGUUGAGGCCUUUGAUCCAGAAGACACAAGCCGAAACAUACCCCUCAGUUAUUUCCUGAUUUCUCCCUCAAAGAGCUUCAGAAUGUCUGCUAAUGGUACCCUCUUCUCCACAACAGAAUUUGACUUUGAAGCAGGAAACAACAGUCACUAUCUCAUUGUGGAAGUGAGAGAUAGCCGAGGCCUCAAAGUCUCCACGGCGCUCCAGGUGAACAUUUUGAACGUCAACGACGAAAUCCCUCGCUUUACCAGCCCAAAGCGAGUGUACAGAAUUCUGGAGGAGCUGAGUCCAGGGACCAUCGUGGCCAAUAUCACAGCUGAGGAUCCUGAUGAUGAAGGUUCUACCAGCUGCCUUCUCUACAGCAUUACAACUAUUAACAACUAUUUUAUGAUAAAUCAGCUAACUGGUACAAUCCAAGUAGUCAACAGGUUAGACCGAGAUGCACGAGAAUUAAGACAAAAUCCCACCAUUUCUCUGGAAGUUCUGGUGAAGGAUAGACCCCAAGGGGGCCAGGAGAAUCGCAUCCAGAUAACCUUCAUUGUGGAAGACAUCAAUGACAACCCUGCUACUUGUACCAAGUUCACCUUCAGCAUUAUGGUGCCUGAAAGAGCAGCCAAGGGGACUCAGCUCCUGGACCUGAACAAGUCCUGCCUUGAUAAUGACAGCGAGGCACCAAAUAACAGAUUCAACUUCACCACGCCAUCUGGAGUGGAGAGCAGCAGCAGAUUUUUACAGGAUCCAGCUGGCUCUGGAAAGAUUGUGCUGAUUGGUGAUCUAGAUUAUGAAAAUCCAAGUAAUCUGGCAUCUGGCAAUAAAUACUUGGUAAUAAUCCAAGUGCAGGAUGUUGCCCCUCCUUACUAUAAAAAUAACAUCUACGUUUAUAUCUUAACAAGCCCAGAAAGUGAGUUUCCUCUCAUCUUUGAUAGGCCAUCCUAUGUAUUUAAUGUGUCAGAAGUAAGGUCAGCUAGAGCCCGGAUUGGACAGGUACGAGCGACCGAUAAAGACUUCCCCCAGAGUAACAUCGUGUACUCCAUCUCCAGUGGAGGGGCCAGCCUCCAGCACCCAAACAUAUUUUGGAUUAAUCCCAAGACAGGAGAACUCCAGCUAGUGACUAAAGCAGACUAUGAAACAACCCCCACCUAUAUUCUCAGAAUCCAGGCCACCAACAGUGAGGACACAAGCUCAGUCACUGUUACUGUGGACAUCCUUGAAGAAAAUGACGAAAAACCCAUAUGUACCCCGAACUUUUCUUUCCUUGCCAUCCCAGUGGAUCUGAAAGUUGGCACAAAUAUUCAAAAUUUCAAGCUGACAUGUACUGACCUUGAUUCCAGCCCCAGAUCUUUUCGUUACUCCAUUGGCCGAGGCAACAUCAACAAUCAUUUCACCUUCUCACCCAAUGCUGGCUCCAACGUCUCCCACCUGUUGCUUGCAUCUCGCUUUGACUAUACUGGUGGGCUUGAUAAGAUCUGGGACUAUAAGCUGCUUGUCUACAUAACUGAUGACAACUUGCUGUCUGGAAGGAAGAAGGCUGAGGCUCUUGUUGAAACAGGGACAGUGACAAUGAAUAUUAAAGUUAUUCCUCACCCAACCACAAUCAUCACGACAACCCCCAAGCCCAGGAUCACCUACCUGAUCCAGAGGGAAAAUGUUUAUUCUCCAUCAGCGUGGUACGUGCCUUUUGUCAUCACCUUGGGCUCCAUGUUACUUCUGAGUCUCCUGCUGUCCCUGAUAAUCCUGUUGGCCAAAGCCAUCCACAGACACUGCCCCUGCAAGACCAGGAAGGACAAGAAACCUCUGGUGAAGAAAGGAGAAAUGAAGAUGGCAAAGAGAGCCACUGUGGUGGAAACAAUCCAGAUGAACACAGUCUUUGAUGGAGAAGCCAUAGACCCAGUUACUGGGGAGAUAUAUGAAUUCAACUCAAAAACUGGAGCCAGGAAGUGGAAAGAUCCAUUAACCCAAAUGCCAAAAUGGAAAGAAUUCAGCCCCCACGGAACUGCUACUCACAGGGUCACUGCUGGUGAGAGGACAGGGCCACUGAGGACCACCAACAAGGAAGAAGAUGGGCUGAGUGGGAAAGGACAAGCUGAGGAUGCAGGCUUGGGUUCCAGAAACGAGGAUGGCAAGACUGGCACCCCCAAGAACAGAAACCCAACCCCCACAAGCACGGCUUCCCCUAAACUGGACCCAGGAAAGUAAAUGGUGCCUGGUGGCCAGGCCCACAGCACAGAAGAGGGGCCUUGAUUAUCAGCAGGGUGCUGCCUCACCCCAAAUUCUAUGAGGGCAGGUGUGGGAGUGAAGUCGAUGCAAAAAUGUGGGCUGAAGAGA